UCAUCUCCAGACUGACAUAUGGUGGGGAGACACAAGGCCAACCAAGAAGAGUCUGGAUCUGGGGCCUCUCUAUGCCCAGCUGCCAGGGAUCACUGGGGGUCAAAGGCAGCCCGGAGGAGGGGGGAAGCCCUGGAUCCAGCCCUGAGAGGCAGAUGUGGUGGAGGGAGGGGAGAUGGGAGCCUGGGUGCCAGGAGGGGCCUGAGAGGGUGAUGAAUAGCAGACGGAGUGUUUACCGGGCCCGGCAGCCUUGGAGCUGGGGGAGGAAUGGAAGAGGAGUCUGGGGGAUGGAUGGUGGGGCCCAGGCUGGAGCCUUGCAGCGCAGGUUUUACAGUUGAGACAGGCUGAAAGUACCCCUUCCCAAAAGGGAGAGAGGAGGCUGUGAGGUUCAGACCCAGAGAGCAGAAGGGAGGCCUGGGUGCUCCAGAUGCAAGUUGUGGGGCGUGAAAGGUGGGAGCUCACCUGUCCUGUCCCUCUCUGGUCCAGAGCCCCCUCACCAGCCAUGAGGCUCGCUCUGUCACUCCCGGUCCUGUUGGUGGCUCUAUGGAUGGUGUGUGAAGGCCGAGCCCCGGCCCAGGCAGACCUAGAGCCGGACCAGGCGGACCUAGAGCCGGACGGCGUCACCGACGUCAUCCGGAGGUGGUGGAAGAAGGUUGGAAAGCGCCUGGGGAAGGAGAUUGUGAAAUACAUCAUCGACGACAUCAACAAGAAGAACAGAGCUUCAGCGACCCGGAAAAUGCCAUCAAAGCCAACUGGGAAACCACAACACAAGAAUACAUGAGGACACAAGCACACACCAGAACACAAGCACACGCCAGAACACAAGCACACGCCAGAACACACACACAAGCCACAACACAAGCACACGCCAGAACACAAGCACACGCCAGAACACAAGCACAAGCCAGAACACAAGCACACACCAGAACACUGCUGCCCUGAACACUGGGAGAGUUUCUCACUCUAACCUAAGAUUCUGCCCCUGAAGAAGCUCUGAAACUUCACACACCCCAGGCCCCGGUGCUGAAGAUUUCCCACAAGGUGCCCCAUGUAGCCCCCACCCCCUACCAGCAAUAAAAAUCCUAAUGAGA
Equus caballus (horse) is the source of this 1088-nucleotide messenger RNA. RefSeq names its product apolipoprotein C-I. The record is from RefSeq and is a predicted model, not a curated record. Lineage: Eukaryota; Metazoa; Chordata; Mammalia; Perissodactyla; Equidae.